AUGACAAGAGCUGCAAUUCAAUCAUCAAACCUAUUCAAGCCAAUCAAGGUUGGAAACACAUUGAUUGAACAUAGGAUUGCUCAUUUACCAACCACUAGAAAUAGAGCACAUCCUGGUGACCAUAUUCCAACGGACUUAGAGAAAAAGUAUUACACUGAUAGAGCCAAAACUGGUGGUUUGUUGGUCACUGAAGCCACAAUUGCAACUCCAAAAUUGGGUUGGUACCCAAAUGUUCCUGGUAUUUGGAAUGAAAAGCAAGCUUUAGGGUGGAAGGAAAUUGUUGAUUCAGUUCAUGCCGCUGGUGGUAAAAUUGCUGUUCAACUAUGGGGAUUGGGCAGAGUUGCAAGUGGCGCUUUGUUGAAGUCAAAAGGUUAUGACUUUGUUGGUGUUAGUGACGUAUACGAACAUGAAAAGUCAGAAAAAGAAGCUGUCGAGGCUGGCAAUCCACUUCGCCCAUUAACUGUCGAAGAGAUUGAAGAAUUGGUUCAGAAGGAUUACCCAAAUGCUGUCAAAUUGGCUCUUGAUGUUGCUGGAUUUGAUUUCGUCGAGUUGCAUUUCGCAAAUGGAUACAUUGCCAGUCAAUUUUUACACCCAAAGAUCAACACCAGAACUGACAAGUACGGAGGUCCAAUUGAAAACAGGGCCAGAUUCAUUUUGGAAGUGUUUGACAACCUCUUCAAAGUGGCAGAUGCAAAAAGAAUCGGUGUUAGAUUUUCCCCAGCAAACGUUUUUCAAGAGCCUGGCAUCAAUCCAUCAAGUAAAGAGGAUUACACAUACAUCCUUAGGGAGUUGCAAAAGAGAGCUGAUACCGGUAACGAAUUAGCUUUUAUUGAUUUAGUUGAUGGGGUGUACGAUGUGGACGAUGUGCAAUCACCAGCAAAUGUCAAUUAUUUUUACGACUUGUGGAAGGGAGUCAUCCUCAAAGGGGGAAACUACACCGAAGAUAAAAAUGAUGGAUGGAAAAAAAUACUCGAAGAUGCAGAUGCUAAUGAUCGUACUUUGGUUGGAUUCGGUAGGCAUUUCAUCGCAAAUCCUGACCUCCCAGAAAGAAUCAAACAUGGCCAUGACUUGAAUGAUUAUGACAGAUCCACAUUUUAUACAACUUACAACUAUGGAUACAAUACUUACCCAGAAUAUGGAGAGACUAGAGAAUCCGAUCCAGAAGCCAAGAUUGUUCCUAAACCAUUGGUGCACUAA
Molecule: messenger RNA, 1197 nt
Organism: Lodderomyces parapsilosis
Lineage: Eukaryota; Fungi; Ascomycota; Pichiomycetes; Serinales; Debaryomycetaceae
Exons: 1
Coding region: 1-1197 (398 amino acids)
Molecular function (GO): NADPH dehydrogenase activity; FMN binding
Source: RefSeq, a predicted model, not a curated record